AUGGUCAGUGGGUUGCAAUUAUCCAAGCAUGGAAGCACUCCUUUUGAAGAUCCAGCGCUAUAUCGAAGCCUAGUUGGAGCUCUUCAGUAUAUCAACAUUACUAGGCCAGAUGUAUCUUAUUCUGUCAACAAUUUAUGUCAAUUUAUGCAUUCUCCUACUGUUGCUCAUUUUCAUGCGCUGAAGCGAGUGCUGCGUUAUUUAAAAGGGACUAUGCAUCUUGGUUUACAACUUCGACAAUCUCCGACAUUAGUUGUCAAUGGCUUCUCUGAUGCGGACUGGGCAGGGAGUCCUGAUGAUCGGCGAUCCACUCAUGGUUAUUGUAUUUUCCUAGGGUCUAAUCUGGUAUCAUGGUGUUCCAAGAAGCAAAGAGUUGUUUCACAAUCUAGUACUGAAUCUGAAUACCGAGGCUUAGUUGUUGCUACGGCUGAGAUUACAUGGUUACAACAUCUUUUACAAGAAUUACAUGUUCAUUUGCCUAAACCUCUUAAGCUCUGGAAGGGUGAUAGAGGUCGUUGUAAGGACUGUAAGAUUAUUCCGAACGAGAAUCUUACUAUCCAUCAUAAGUUUUUGAUGAUGAACUUGAAGAUUAAGCAACAGGGGAGGAAGAAGGCUUUAUAUGAGCGAUCGAGGAUUAAAUAG
Molecule: messenger RNA, 639 nt
Organism: Solanum tuberosum (potato)
Lineage: Eukaryota; Viridiplantae; Streptophyta; Magnoliopsida; Solanales; Solanaceae
Exons: 2
Coding region: 1-639 (212 amino acids)
Source: RefSeq, a predicted model, not a curated record